Messenger RNA from Helianthus annuus (common sunflower), 720 nucleotides. RefSeq lists its product as uncharacterized. NCBI's taxonomy places the organism in Eukaryota, Viridiplantae, Streptophyta, Magnoliopsida, Asterales, Asteraceae. The transcript has 4 exons. Bases 144 to 614 code for a protein of 156 amino acids. The record is from RefSeq and is a predicted model, not a curated record.
UGUGUUCCUUAUUUUCAGGGAGUUAGUGGGGUAGUGGACACUUAACUGCAUUUUUUGGUGCCUAUAUAAUACAAGUUCAGGUAGUGUAAUCUUCUGAAUUUUUUUCGCUCUUCCUGUAUUCAUACAGCAACACAUCUGCAGCAAUGGAUAUCUCGGAUGACUUCGUGGACAUUUAUGAAGACGAUCAGCCUGCAAAGAAAGUAAGUUGGAAUCUGGGUUUUGAUGCAAUGACACCGAAGAAGAAUCAAAUAUGCAGCCCAAUGAAAGAUUCUCCGAAGACGGACAGUGGAAGUGUAGAGAUCAUUUCAUAUGGACAGUAUUUUAGUCCAUUCAAAUCUGAAAUGCAUAGGGAGGUUAUUGAACAGUUUCAGAACAUAGAAAAACAAGCUAAAAGAAAGCAUGCGCUCCUAACUUGGAAAUGGGAUGAGGUCAUUGAUAUUACCCAAAGUGAAGAUUCGAAUGGUCAGAAAGAUGAUUCUAAGGCAAAACAACAAGAUGAUUUGGAGUCUGAGUUAAGUGAUACAGCAGACUCUUUGGAUAGUCCAUUGAAAAGAUCAAAGAUUCCACGUAUAUCUAAAAAUUGCAACGAUCAUGUUGGAUGGGUUGAAUUUUAAGUUUACUCAGUUUAAGUCCUGUUUGUCAUAGUCAUCUUUUAUGUUUUGCCUUUCAAGUCAGUGUUUGUUAAGGUUUGUUUGUUCAUCUAUUUUUAGUUUAAAUGUA